Molecule: messenger RNA, 1812 nt
Organism: Coniosporium apollinis CBS 100218
Lineage: Eukaryota; Fungi; Ascomycota; Dothideomycetes
Exons: 3
Coding region: 1-1812 (603 amino acids)
Source: RefSeq, a predicted model, not a curated record
AUGCCUCAUGCACUGCUCCGGAUGCUUCGCGGACGCAGAGGCCGAUCGCUACUCGCCGUGGCCGCAUUCGCCCUAAUAGCACUCGGCUUCCUGUGGCAGCCGUCCUCGGAAACGCUUCAAAAGUACCCCUCUUUAUCGAAUUACCGCCUUCAUUACUGGCGACCUACAUCCGACUCCUCCGUAUCCGCCGACUCGAACUCACAGCAAGACUCAUCGCUUCUUCAGCCCUCCAAUGGCACUCUAGGCUUCGAAGGCGCGAAUAGCUCCGCCGUUUCCAGCAGCUUACCGCAAAAGCCCGCCCCAUCCCUGCACCUCCUCCUGCUCGCUCCCACCGCUUCGCCCGACCUUUGCAAGACCGUCCUUUCCACCUUCCUCCUAGACUACCCGCCUCCGACGCUCAUAAACUGGAAGAAAGAGUGGAGUGGCGAGGACGCAGAUCAGGAGCGCAAUGCCGCCAAGAUCAGGGGCGUCUACGAUUACCUCCAAGACGCCAAGAACAACGUUGCGGACGAGGAUCUGGUUCUCAUAAUUGAUGGCUACGAUGUGUGGUUUCAGCUGCCGAGCGAGGUGUUGAUUAAGGAGUACCAGAGGCUUAUCGCAGAAGCUAACGAGCGGUCGCAAAGGAAACAUGGCCCAAUGGACGGCAAGCCGUGGCUUCCCCGGUUCAGGCAUAGUAUCGUGUUUGGUGCGGAUACUGCGUGCUGGCCGAAUGCGGAUAACAGUACAGCGUGCAAGGCGGUGCCGGAGUGUCCAGUGCCGAAGGACGUGCCCGGAGGCCUGGCGAUGGAUGCCGGAAUACCUCUCAACAGGCCGAAAUAUCUGAAUGCGGGCACCGUUAUGGGGCCUGCUGAGGACUUAACAGCCCUCUACGAGGAAGCCAUGAAGAGACCGCAAUACCAUCUUCAGCAUGGCGCAGACGACCAGUAUGUUUUGGCGGAAAUAUUUGGAGAGCAGGAACACACUAGGGAGUUUAUGUACCAGUCCACGCGCAGCGCCGCCGCCCACUGGAAGGACUGGCUCUCCCAACGCCUCGGCUUCUCCUCGCCCUCAACCCUUACGCAAACAAACCUCACCCUAACCGAAAACCACCGCUACGAGUACCGCAUCGUGCUCGACUACGCCUCUACGCUCUUCGCCACGCUCACCGCUUCCACUCCACCCUCGUUAGCCUUCACAACCCACACCAACUCCUCCACCUCCCUCCCGCCAUCCCUGCUCGACUCCCCGCCCCCGUUCGCGACUCCUCCCGCCGCCGACGCUGCAACCUCGAUCCCGUCGACCACGAUACCCAUCCACGACCACCUCGACGCGCUCCCCCCGCCCUCCACGCCCUGGAGCGCCCUCCCGCUGCUAACCUCCUCCAGCGGUUCCAUCCCCGCAGCCAUCCACCUCUCCACUCACCCCAACACCGCGACCAGCGCCCUCGGCCUCCCGGCGGCCCUCACGACGACAACCCUCAACCGCACCGCCAUCUGGACAAACCUCUGGCACCACCCCCGCUCCCGGUCCCUCCUGCGCCACUACUUCCGCGCGCACUCCGGCCCCGCCGCCGCCCUCCUUUCGGCCUCCACCUCGACAGGUCCCCGGGGCGGCCACGGCGGCGUCUGGACCGACCGCGCCGAGUGGCUCGGCUGGAGCGAGGUCUGUGGGGACUGGCACGAGGAGGUGUUUGGAGACGGCGCGGGCCGCUGGGGACAUGAACUCAAGGGCAUCGGCGAGGCGGAGCCGAGGUAUAAUUCUGAGGGGAAGCUGGUUAGUGGGGAGGGGGCGGAGAGGAGGGGGGGAGUUGAUUGGAAGGGGCUAGAUGGGUGA